CUACUGUUUGAAUUAUUAUGUGCAACCGUUUUAUGUAUAAGGAAUGCAGUUUGACUGUUGAAUUUGAUGCUGGGGAUCAUGUGGAAAUGGUCACUGUUAAAAGUCAUUGCACAUGCGAAUAAUUUUUCCCACUGCUUUGCCUCAGUUUCUGUAUUUAUUGUAGGCCAAACAUGGUGUUUUCGCUUUCCCUUCUCAUUUUUCCUUCAGGAUGUUCGGGGUAAGGCGGUGUCUAGGCCUGCUUAGUGGUAGUAGUUUAAGGAAAAAGGGUGAAAGUGAAAGCUUGAAAAAAACAGUUCUGAAACCUUCAAGCCUGCCCUAAGUUGAUCUAGACGAUUAGAAACUAGUUUGAAACUAAAUCUGUCAGGUAAUUAUCCUGCAGUGCAGCCAAAAGCUUCAAAGGUUAUUCCUGAAGAGUGGCCGAGGAGCCGAAGUGUAGCUCGAGGUCAUAGUAGUUGGCGAUGUUAAAUUUCUGAGCAAUAAAAUCGUUAGCGAUGGAAGAGAAAACGGCCCACGAAAUGACAUUGGGCAAGUGAAUUAUUCCUUUGCUAAGAGUAUAAAUCUAUAAUAAUUGAACCAAGCUUAAUUGCAUUAGUGUUUUGAAGCAAGGCAAUCGUAACAGAUUUAGUUUUCAUUUUCUUGCGGAGACAUUUUAAUAUUAGGAAGAUGAAUGUUAAGAUACAGCAAAAAUUAAUUAUUAAUUUUAAAUUAGUUGAGGUCAACUAUAUAUUCAAUUUGUAAUGUAAACCUACAAUAAUUGGAGCUCGUCAUUAUAUCCUGCAUUAUUCUUACACCUGUGAUCACUCUCCUCUCUCUAUAUGUCUUUAAUGGCAUUUAUAUAUUCCAAAUAAACUCUUUCUUCUCUCCAGCAACCAUUGAAGAUCUGCCAUCGACAUAUUUCCAUUAAUCUUCUUAAUAUGAAGGUAAAGUCUAUUAAAUAUUUGAUGGCUUUUUUAAUAUAUUAAUAAAUUUAUAUUAAAAUAAUUAGUAUUGUUUUAAGUGAUUUCGAAUUAGUCGAGCAAUUGAACAAUAUAUAUUUAUAUAUAUAUAUAUAUAUAUAUAUAUAAAGGCAUGUGAUGAGGAAGUUUGUGAUGGGCCAUGCAUGACUCACACAUCACGAAGAAGCAACUUCCAAAACUAGAUUACAACUCCACAAAGAAUCAUCAAAUCACAAUAUGGGGUUUGUCUCUCAUGGUGCUUAAUUUUGAUGGGGCUGAGGACAGUCUAAUCUAAUUGUUAGGCACAAAUUUGUAUUUGUGGUUCAAAUUGAGUUAUCUUCUCUGAAGUUAGGCUUCUAAUUGCCUCAAAGAUGGAGGUUAUGAGUUGUGAUCACAUGCUAAUGCUCUUCUUAAUUCCUUCCUAGCCACUCACUACUUUCUUAUUUUAUUUAUUUGUUGUCUUAUUAAGUAUUAUUUUCCUUCAAGUCUUUUCCCUAAUUCAGAAAGCCAUAUUAAUAAGAUCCCAUUCAUUUGGAAAAUGGAAAUUUAUUUAAUUAAGGAGCUCAACACUUCAACUUAAGGGAAUAUAUAUCCAUCUCUUUUCAGAAAUAUUAAUUGUUUUAAUAAUUAUCAAUUAAUUUAAUAUAUAGUGGAUAGCUGUCUGUUAAUAAUUAGUUAAAUGCAAGAAAAAUUAUUAUUAAUUAAUUAGAGAAUUUUUUUUAGUUAUAUAAAAUAUUAAGCCAUUUAUUAUUGCCUAUUAACUAACCAUCUUUUAAUAAAAGAUUAAUAUAAACCCUAAUGGCCAACAUGGCUUUUAUGUUUGUAAUAAUAAAAUUAAUAAAACAGAUUAACAGAUUUUUUUUAAAUUAUUUUUUUUAUAGUGUAUAUUAUGAUUACUCGUCCAUUUGUUUACAUUCUAUUGGUGAUUAAGUAUAUUAUCCAAAGAAAUUAAAAUGUAGCCAUGCAUAUGCAUGCAUGGACUUUUAUUAGAAUCAUAGUUGGGUCAAAAGCUCUCGUGAACAUUAGAUUAAUAAUCACAAUUAAAAACUAAAUUAAAAAAUAUAUAUUUUUUAUCCUAUAAUUGCCUCUAUAAAACCCUAAGUUCCCUUCAUUAUAUCUCAUUAUUUUUCUCACACUUCUACUCUCUGUAUUUUCUUCUCCUUUCUCUCUCUUUCUCUCCAAGAAAACAAAAUGGAGAAAAAGCCAUGCAACUCCCUGGGAAACGAAGUGAGAAAAGGACCAUGGACCAUGGAAGAAGACUUUAUCUUGAUCAACCACAUCGCUAACCAUGGCGAAAGUGUAUGGAACUCACUCGCUAGAGCAGCUGGUCUGAAACGUACCGGAAAGAGUUGUCGGCUCCGUUGGCUGAACUAUCUUCGCCCCGACGUUCGAAGAGGGAACAUCACUCCUGAGGAGCAGCUCUUGAUCAUGGAACUUCAUGCUAAGUGGGGAAACAAGUGGUCGAAAAUCGCAAAGCAUCUUCCAGGAAGGACUGACAAUGAAAUAAAGAACUACUGGAGGACUAGAAUCCAGAAGUACAUUAAGCAAGAAGAGACAUUUGCUGGGCAGAGUUGUGAGAUUAAGGAACAUGCAAGUACAAGCCUCCAAGUCUCUGGUAUGAUUGACACCUACUCUCCACAAUCAUAUCAAGAGACUCUGGAGACUUUUCCAGGAGCAACCUUAGCUCCACAAUCCACACAGGCUUGCUGGAGCUUUGAAGAUGUCUGGUCCACGCACUUUGCUUAAUGCUGAUUAACUACUUAGUUGUUUUCAUAUUGGCUUGUAAGAGGAUCCAAUGCAUCUCUCUAACUAUAUAUCUGUCCAUGUAUAUUUCUUUAUAUGUUUUAUUUUGCAUUUAA
This is a messenger RNA of Manihot esculenta (cassava), 2794 nucleotides long. Its product is annotated as MYB-like transcription factor EOBII. The transcript is spliced from 3 exons. Gene Ontology annotation, biological process: regulation of DNA-templated transcription. Lineage: Eukaryota; Viridiplantae; Streptophyta; Magnoliopsida; Malpighiales; Euphorbiaceae. The record is from RefSeq and is a predicted model, not a curated record. Gene Ontology annotation, cellular component: nucleus. Bases 2127 to 2681 code for a protein of 184 amino acids. Gene Ontology annotation, molecular function: sequence-specific DNA binding; DNA-binding transcription factor activity.